AUGACGUACAAGGCACAGAAGAAGGGUAUUACAAGAGCAGUCCUGUUACUCGGCUUAUUUGUGCCGUGGGAAACCUUUAUGCAAUCCACUAGUCCCGAUCCAGGUGACAUCUGGGAGAGAUUAUACACCGACAUGCCAGGUCGGGUUAAGGCUGUGGCUAGCCGGAGCGAGGGCGAUGAAGGAUACGAAUUUGAUGUGCCUGAGGAGGGCUUAGACCUUUCAGAAGAAUGGCACCCAGAUAGGAUAGACCUGCGGCACACCUUUCACGAUGUAGUCUUCAGCCUACAGGACGGACCAGGAGUUACGAAUGGUUCUCCAGGCAUAAAAGAGUUGCUACAAACGCUGGAUAACGCCGGGUUUUCUAGCAUAGAUGACGACUCUAGAAUACAAAGCACCAACAGUCAACCACAUAUGCAAACAACACUACCAAAGCAACAUUUAAAAAUCACCAAAGCGGCGCAGGAAAGACUCCAUAAAGAGCGAAUGCUAGCCAUCGAAGGGGAUGAAUCCGCCGAAAGACCCCUACAUACCGGUGCCGAAACAGGCUUUGGCGACAACGAUGCUAAUAUAGAUUUCCCAGCCCAGCCAGCGAUAGUUGGACUGAAACCUGCUUCAAACUGGAUCGCAAUUACGGCCGCUAAUACGUUCACCCAGGCAGGGAAGAUUAUCGGUGCGGAGAGAACAUUAAAUCGCAUGCAGGGAAUAGCGCUUAGUCUCAUCUGCGAGGCGCUCGACGAACGAACAAACGGCGCUGAUCGGCAACACCUGCAAUACGUUGGCGGGGGAGGCGGCACUGGAAAGUCGUGGCUUAUCGAUACCGUAAAAGAGGUUUUCGCAGCCAAAGGGGCGUCCAGCCGGCUUGUUAUUACGGCAACGUCGGGAACGGCCGCAGCAGGUAUCGGCGGUAAUACAAUUCAUUCUGCUGUAGGGCUGGCAUUUCGGGACGCCGAUGGCGCUACCGUAGAACCAAUGUUAUCGAACAAUCUAGAGAAAGCCAAAGAACGAUGGCGCAGGCGGGAUGCUCUGAUAAUCGACGAGGCCAGCAUGCUCGGACUCCAAACAUUAUAUAAUAUCGAUCAAAAGCUCAGAAUGUUAAGGGGCUUCCCAGAGAAGCCUUUUGGUGGCAUUUCUGUCGUCGUGUUCACUGGAGACUUCUUACAGUUCCCGCCAGUUUUGCAGAAGAGCCUCCUUAGUACUACCGAACGAAUUAGUAUAGUGCUAGGAAAUAUAAGACCGGGAAGCAAAGCUAUAGAGAGACGCUGGAAAGAGGCUAAAGCUAAAGAACUCUGGCAGGGGUUUACUAAUGUUGUAGUACUCGACGAGCAAAAACGGGCUGAAGGGGACGCCUACCUGCUUGGUUUUCUUGAACGCCUGCGAGAGGGCAAGCAGACAAGAGAGGACGCCGCGAAGCUCGAAGCGCAAUAUAAUAGCGAAUCGAAAUUCGAUUUCACCAGCGGCAGGCGAGCUGUUAUACCUCUAAACCGACACCGGUGGGAUCUGACGUUGCAUGCAGCCCUAGCAUAUAGCGUCGAUACUGGUCGUAAGAUAUCGAUAUAUCUUUCGAAGCACAAGUGGGAAUCGCGGAUACCUACAGCAGAGGAGAGAAAAGCAGCCAUGCUAUUAGGCGACGAGGGCAAGCUGAGCGCAGCUGGUAUGUUCCCUUAUGUCGAGGGUAUGCCGGUGGUAAUCAACGAGAACAAGUAUAUGGGUCUCAAGGUUGUCAACGGCGCAGAGUUUACAGCCGUAGGAAUUCUUCAUCCGCCCGGAGUAGAAGAGAUCAUCAAAAACGACAGGCUGUCCAUAUUUCUCGGACCGCCUAGUGGUAUUAUUCUCCAGUCCGAAGAAACGAACGGGUUAGCUUUCCCCCAUCUGCCACCUAAUACUGUAAUGUUGCCAGCAGCCAAUAUUCGAGUACCAGAAAAGCACAUCAAAAUACUCCGGCCAGAUCUGCAGAAAGCCAAUGUAAAACUGGCGCUAGUCCGGACAGGGCUCCCAUGCACACCAGGCUUCGCAUUAACCGACUUUAAGGCACAGGGGCGGACACUCGAAAAGACACUGUUAGGGCUUUAUGGGAGAACAGUGGGUAAGAAUACGGGGGAGCUUGAAAGAUGCGAUGCAGUAAGCAUGUAUGUUCAGCUAUCCCGCGUGCGGCGCUUUGAAGAUAUCGCUCUCAUACAGCCGUUAAACGUAAAGCAGUUCCUAGAGGCGCGCAUGCCGGAGGAGCUAGUCGAAGGAACCAAAAGACUAAGGAUCCUCGCGGAAGCAACAGUCCGGGCGUUCGAGGCUAGGGAGAGAGAUGAAGCAUAG
Molecule: messenger RNA, 2307 nt
Organism: Colletotrichum truncatum
Lineage: Eukaryota; Fungi; Ascomycota; Sordariomycetes; Glomerellales; Glomerellaceae
Source: RefSeq, a predicted model, not a curated record